UUUUCCCUUUUGUUUUGGACACGAAUGAACGAAGAUUGUUACUAGUUGUUCUAUGGCUCUAUGGCAUGUUUCGUCUACUUUGAUCGAGGAAAGAUUUGGCGCCGACAGGUGGGCCUCGCGAGCAGGUAGCCGCACUCCUCCCACCCAUGGUAGGGGCUACUACAUGGCCGCGAACCUUAUCCUCUCCCUCCGUCCCGCUCUGCCGCGAUGCCAAGCUCCCACCCACGCCUCGGCUCCUCCGCGCGACACCGGGCCAUGCCCGUCCGACCACGGCGGCGGAUGACCACGGGCGCCGCGCCGAGCCGCCCGACGUCGUUCUGGACUGCAAGCGGCUGGACGGGCUGAUGAAGUCCGGGAGGCUGGCGGACGCCCUCGACCUGUUCGACCGGAUGCCCCGCAAGAACGUCGUGGCCUGGACCUCGGCCAUCUCCGGGUGCACGCGGAACGGCCGCCCCGGCGCGGCCGCGGCGAUGUUCGCGGCCAUGCUGGACUCCGGCGUCGCGCCCAACGACUUCGCGUGCAACGCGGCGCUGGCGGCGUGCGCGGCCGCGGGCGCGCUCGGCCUCGGGGAGCAGGUGCACUCGCUCGCCGUGCGGGCGGGCUUCGCGGGGGACGCCUGGAUCGGGAGCUGCCUCGUAGAGCUCUACUCGAGGUGCGGUUCCCUUCGGGCGGCCGAGGAGGUGUUCCGCCGGAUGGAGUCGCCGGACGUCGUGGGGUACACUUCGCUCGUCUCGGCGCUCUGCAGGAACGGUGAGUUCGCGCGGGCUGUGGAGCUGCUCUGUCAGAUGAUGAGGCAGGGGUUGCAGCCGAACGAGCACACGAUGACGAGCAUUCUGGCAGCGUGCCCGCGAGUUCUCGGUGAGCAGAUACAUGGGUACAUGGUCAAGGCAAUGGGUUUGCAGAGUGUCUAUGCAUCAAGUGCACUGAUCGAUCUCUAUUCAAGGAAUGGUGACUCUGACAUGGCAAAGUUAGUGUUUCAAAAACUCAACUCCAAGAACGUGGUGUCAUGGUGUUCCAUGAUGAAGCUGUGCCUUAGGGAUGGACGGUUGGAAGAUGCACUGCGAGUGUUCACCGAGAUGAUUUCAGAGGGCGUGGAGCCGAAUGAGUAUGCAUUCUCAAUUGCUCUUGGCGCUUGUGGAUCCGCUGGUCUGGGGCGUCAAAUUCACUGCUCAGCCAUCAAGCGCAACUUAAUGACAGAUAUUCGAGUAUCGAACGCUUUACUCUCCAUGUAUGGUAGAAGUGGUCUUGCAGAAGAACUCGAGGCUGUGCUUGACAAGAUUGAAAAUCCUGACCUUGUUAGCUGGACGGCUGCUAUUUCUGCCUACUUCCAGAAUGGUUUUGGUGAGAAGGCUGUAGCGUUGCUGUCUAAGAUGCACUCACAAGGUUUCACACCGAAUGACUAUGCCUUCUCUAGUGGUCUGAGUUCUUGUGCAGACCUGGCAUUGCUGGAUCAAGGAAUGCAGUUUCAUUGCCUGGCACUGAAAGUGGGGUGUGACUCCAAAAUCUGUACUGGGAAUGCACUGAUCAACAUGUACUCCAAGUGUGGUCAAAUUGGAUCUGCAAGGCUUGCGUUUGAUGUCAUGAAUCUUCAUGAUGUCACAUCUUGGAACUCACUGAUUCAUGGUUUCGCGCAGCAUGGAGAUGCAAACAUGGCACUGGAGGUAUUCAGUGAGAUGUGUUCCAGUGGUUGCAAGCCAGACGAUUCAACAUUUCUCGGAGUCUUGGUAGGGUGCAAUCAUGCAGGUCUGGUGAAGGAAGGGGAGAUAUUCUUCAAACUAAUGACCGAUCAAUACGGUAUCAUACCGACCCCUUCCCAUUAUGCAUGCAUGAUCGACAUGUUAGGUCGAAAUGGCAGAUUCGAUGAGGCACUGGGCAUGAUCGAAAAGAUGCCGUUCGAGCCUGAUGCGUUGAUUUGGAAGACGCUAUUAGCAUCGUGCAAGCUGCACAGGAAUCUGGAUAUGGGAAAGCUCGCCGCAGACAGGCUCAUGGAGCUCUCGGAGCUAGACUCUGCGAGCUACGUGCUGAUGUCGAACAUCUACGCGAUGCACGGAGAAUGGCAGGACGCCGGAAGGGUGCGGCGGAGGAUGGACGAAGCGGGGGUGAAGAAGGAAGCCGGGGAGAGCUGGAUUGAGGUGAAGAACGAGGUCCACGCCUUUGUUGCAAGAGACAUGUCUCAUCCAGACUCCGUGUCUAUCUAUCAGAUGCUUGCAGAGCUCUUGGAUGUGAUGCAAGAUACAGGCCUAGAUGUCCGUAUGCAGAUGUAGAUGUCAAAGAUUUCUGUGCAGUAGCAGAUUGUAGCAUGUCGUAGUUAGUAAAAAUGGUGGUCACGAUUGUUUUGCCAGCCAGCAUGUUAGCCUUUGCCUCCUUAGAGAAGAUAUUUUAUAGUCUUCAUGGAGGAAUGCCUUUGAACUUUUGUAGAACAUGUGUAUACUGUUAGUGUCUGAAGAAGGGUCAUCAUCACUUGUACUCCCUAGCUUGAAUUGCCUUGCAAUGCUAAUGAAGAGAUAGACUCUGUUUGUCCA
Panicum hallii is the source of this 2522-nucleotide messenger RNA. Its product is annotated as pentatricopeptide repeat-containing protein At2g27610-like. The record is from RefSeq and is a predicted model, not a curated record. NCBI's taxonomy places the organism in Eukaryota, Viridiplantae, Streptophyta, Magnoliopsida, Poales, Poaceae. Bases 147 to 2264 code for a protein of 705 amino acids. The transcript has a single exon. Gene Ontology annotation, molecular function: protein binding; RNA binding. Gene Ontology annotation, biological process: RNA modification.